AAUAAAUGAAGGUGAGCACACAUACUUUUGUAUAUCUUAAACCUAUUGAGUAUAUAAAUAGAUCGUUACUAAUAUAGAGCGAAGAUAAAGGAAAGAUAGAUAAAGGUCGUGUUCUUCUUGAAAGUUAAAGCAUAUCUAUUUCUAGAGAGUUUUACCAUUUUACAGAAUGAUCAAUAAACCAAAUCAAGCACCUAAAUUGAGUUUAUCCCAAGAUAUCCAAACUCUGCCUGAUAUUUCUUCUAGUGAUUUCAUUGGUAGUGACAUGCAUAACUAUCUUGCCGCAAAUAGUAUACACCAUAAAGUCAGAAAAUAUACUAAGAGUAUGGUUAGUAGACAGAGAGCGCCCAAACGCGUAGGUUUUAUUUCCCCAAGCGUAAUACCGAACAAGGCGUCAACUACCACCAUGGCAUUACUUAACAUGUCUGUGGAGAGGUCCCGAAGUGCAACAAAAUCCAAAGACGAAGGAUUUAAGCGCGUUUCUAAUGGAAUAGGCAAUAAUAAUAAUACAGUGAAUCGACAUUCAAAAAGUACCUCAUUGUUGAUAUGCGAUCUUUCCAACAACAAGCACUCAAAAGAUAAAUUAUGGCUGGAUAAAUGCGAUAAUGGUGAUGACUCAGCGUGUUUAUGGACACGGCUCACUCUCUCACCGAAACUAAAGGAGCCACUUUUUCGCAAGACUCCCAUUGAUCGGUUCCCGAAUGCAGAGUCUUCCCAUCAGACAGCGAUGCUAGAUCCGUGUGAGUUUACGGUUUCCAGAGGUGUAGAAUUUGACUUCCAGGAAUCUAUGACUCAAAGCCGGCAUACUCUUAUGGGAGAAGAGGAAGUAGACACAACCCAUUUGCUCCUUGAUGCAACACUAGGCCGAGCUGGUUUUCCCGCCACUUCUACGUUGCACGCACUGGGGGACACAAUGAUAGAGAGUCAAAUAGCUCUUGAAGAACUCAGUACUCUAAAAUGUAGACUAGAAAAUGUUGAUCGUCGUCUAGAAAAUUCCUCAAAAGGAAGUGACGUAGACUAUACCGAUGCUGUAUUUAACAAAAUUAAGACUAUUGCUGAAAUAGUUGAGGCUGUGGAUCAAACCGGUUCCCUUCUAGCUUUCACCCCAUCUAACAACCUAGAUGAUAAAUUUAACACUAUGGAUAGCUUGAGCCCAAGAUACAGCGAUAGCAAGAAUGGACUUUUCUUUGAAAGACACUUCAAUUCUGGAAUGUAUGCGAUGGAAUUACUGAAAGACAGCAUAUCCAGCGAACCAAAUAAGGCUUCUGAUGACUAUGAUAUGCUGGAACAGUUCAGCACAGAUUAUGGUGGAGCGAUCACCUCUAAACAGCAGAAGGACAGCAUCGGCGUCAAGACUUGCAUCAAUGCAUUGAAAGAUGAUUUUGUUCUGGGUUUUAUACAAAAAUCCGCGCACGAGGUAGAAAAGAAGAGAAUGGGAAUAUCUAUAAAAACUAGAACCAAAACUUCCUGUUUCAGAUCAAGCAUUGAAAAAGAUUUGAUUGAUCCAGAAGAGGUGCGGCAACUGAUGCCUUACACCCUUAGCUAUCUUCGAAACACACUUCUCGCUUCUUCUUCUUCCUUUCCGAUUACUGCCGCUGCUAAUGUCAAUACAGAGUUCUACCAGAGUGAAAACUCUGACCGAAGUCUUCCAGCUGGUAAGACAAGUGCUGAAUUGAAGAGACACCAACGGCAAAUAUGCUCUGAAGAAGAAGCUAUUCUUAAGAGAAUUCUCCAUAUACAACCUGAGAUUUCUUGUGAAAUGAGGAAAGAAUUUUUUCGCCUACGCCGACAAAUGAAUCACCUAAUAAGUAUUCAACAAGAGCAUUUACAGAGGCUGAAGCGUGUGCAGCAGGAUGGGACCAAACAUGGACUGCUCGCACCGUGUGUGGAUCCAGUUGCUGGGGCAUUUCUCGAACCUACAUACUCUGGAGACAAUUACCCUAAAGGCCUCGAUAAAAUUAUUGAGUCACCUAUGUUAGGAAAGCAGCCACAGCACGCUGGACAUGACCCUAGGCAACCCCAUCUCCCACUGGUAACCAUAUCAACGGCCAAUUUACCUACCCUCUCGCUUGGCGCUUCUUCGUCGCAGCAGUUUCAAUGGUCUGCACUUCUGGAGCGUGAAGCGAAAUUCUGUGAAAAGGAACUCCAUCAUAUUAAAGAUGAGUACAACCGUUUCCUUAUCGAUGAGAAGCAGCGCCAUCGUGAUGAGCGAAAAGCCUUUCUGGGCGCACUAAGGGAGCAGUACACAACCCUCUUUAAGCAGUAUAAGCAGACCGUUAACUCACUUCAAUGUAAAGCACAGCUAGAGCAAAAGGAACAAGAAGCACUGUUAAAGCGCAAUUUGCUAUCUGAACAGAAAUCAGUGCGGCAUAUUAUAAACUUAGAGCGACAGCGUCUGUCUGAAGUGGCAGCUAAUAAAAUAAAGCAAGAUACAUCAAACAUUAAACAGUCUUAUGUUGCUGCCACACAGCCACCAGAUCACCACUACCUUUCUCCAGUGUACUUUUCAAAGCAACGAAUGCUGAAGAAAAAUAUUCCAAAGCACAAGAUACCUUCUUCAGGUGUUAAGCAGACAGUCUUCACAAAAUGUACUGAGUCAGGUGUGGGGGAUCUCAUCGAACCUGCGGUACAAAAGUCAGAGAUAACGAUUGAAAACCCUUGUUGUGUCGAAAAGGCUUCAAAUGAAGCUGCAAACCCUUCUGCGCGCCAACUUGUUAUCAAAAAGGGCACACCCUUUGUUGUGCAACUUCCCGAUGAGGAAGAGAUGUUUAAGCGAGGAAAAUAUCCCCCCAAAAGGACAAACGUUGGGAGGGGGCACAUUUCAGGUAAGCUGGUUGUGCCUUCCAGGAAACCGCGACGACAACCCCGGCAUUCCGCGCCAUUUUCAUUCUAUCAAAACUCAACUCCCGCACCGAUACAGAAGGAUUUUGUUGAUGACUCUUUUAAUUUUGGUCCCGCGAUGCGCAAUUCGGUUCCCCAAGCUUACUCUGCGUCCCAUGAUACAUAUCCACAGCCUAAAAGUGUAUUUAUGUUUCAGAAGACCUUUCCUAUUUCUUCUUGGAACUCUCUUGAAGGCUGCGAUGUCUCUGUCAAGUUUAAAGAAGGGGAGGAAAUUGUGGACCGUGAAGACAGACAAGGAGAAGGGGUUCCACAGAGUUUCGUCAAAAUUUGUACAGAGAAACCACUACACGAUCAAAACGCACUUGAUAAUGGAACUACUACGGCAGUGACUGCGGGGAAGUCCUCUGUUGGUCGUAUUUUGGUUAUGUGCACACUCAAAGAGAACGGUGAUAGUCAAACCAUGUGGUUGCCUGGGGAGCCACCGUCGCGUUAUGAAACAGGUGUUCACACUUCGGAAACCGAAGGUGGGAUGGCCCAGCGCCCCUUACCUCUUUCGGAUGACUGCAUUCAAGCCAUCGGUAAGCGAAGCUGUGUGGGGAGCUCCAACACCGGAAAAAUAGAUGAAAUUCUUCCGAGGGACUACGAGACCGGCAGCUGUGCAGAUAUUCAACUGGGUACUUCGGCGGUAAUGGUAAGUGGAAAUGGCGCCUUUGAUCCUUCCCCCGGACUAUUAGCACCUUCCAGGUGUGACUAUUACUACUUUGGUGAAUCAAAGAUGAACGACUGUCCCCGAUACUGGAGUCUGAUCGACUCUAUGGAGUGUGAAGUGCAAGGUAUCCGUGGAUAUCAGCCUUAUAAACAGAAGUCAAGAUCGUUGAGGUCUCCCUUGCAAGCAGCUGCAACGAAAAAAAACGAUGAUGAGGUUAAUGCUGCCUUCACGAAACGGGGUUCUGAAUUUUUGCCAUCUCAGAUAACAGUAAGGCAAGAGAAGGAUAUAUCCUAUCUGAAGGAAUGGGAGCGGUCUGAAGAUGAGUUCCGCGAGGUGAUUGGUGACCUAGAAAGUUCAAAAGGAUUUGCUGUUUCGCCUUUUGGUAUGUUAAAAAUGACCUCCGCAAUGACUUCUGAAGCAGCGGUAUUGCUUCACAUGCGUCAGCGUCUUUGCCGUAUAAGGCAAUUAUUUUUGUGUGAACCCCUAGUGGAAAGCGUUUCUGUUCCCACUUUGUCAUCAUGGAUUCCCUCACAUAGGGGCGUCAUAACACAGGGUUACCAACCUGUGCGGAAUGUGUCCGCGAGGGAAAGUUGCGGUCUGUCGCAUGAUGACAGCGACAAACAGGUUCGACAGCCUCGAGAGGAUAUUAUGCACGAAACGGUACAUAGUGCACUGGGUAAUCACACAGAACGUGCACUCUUUUCGGAAGUUAUACAAGGGAUCGAAUCGGAUUUGUUUUCCGCGUGUCUCAGACACGAGGUUGCGCAACGUGACAAGCAUCUUCCUGUGGAAGCAGAACCAUUAAGCCCCAUGCCGCGGGAAGAGGUGGAUGAGGAAGUAUUUAUGGAGCUCCUGCAGAAUAUUUUUGAGGAUGCUGUCCUGAAGCAAUUCCUUAUGAAUACAGAGCGGCGAAGGAUUCUUGAAAGUAAUGACAGGAUUCUCGAAAAGAAAAGCAAAGACGAUUCCAAGGGUGGUGACCAGCUUAUGCUUGAGACUCUUCACCAUGCGUUUGUAUCUGUGGAUUGUAGUCAUCGGUACGAAGAUGGACAAGAUAGUCACGAGGUGGUUUGUGUGCCUGAAAUUUCCUGUCCUUUGUGGCUGAACGACGGACAAGUCGACCCUCCUAAAAUGAAGAUUUUUCAACCACAUGAAUCGAAUUUACUGAAGUCAUCAACAGUUUCAGGGUCUCCUUCUGUGAUGCCUUCUGUGUUACUUUCAGUGAAGACUAUCCUACACGAGGCAGAACAGGUAAGUUUGUUGGGAAACAUUGAAGGGGAGAUUGAGGUCGACUCAGGCACUACUGAUGUGAGACAUUUGCCCAUCAAUAACACUCACACUGUGAAUGUUGUCUUUGAUAUUUCAAAAAUUACGCAAUGUGACUCCCUUCCUCAUCUUACUUCUAAAUCUGAAAAGCGCUGGACGUUACCGCAGGAAGUUGGAAGGGCGGAUAUCAUGCAACAUGAGCAACUACGUUCUCUGGUUCCAGAUGAAGACCUUUCUGAUGUUAUCGUGGAAUCCAUAACUUUGCUACCAGAAGUCAAAUCCGGAGAACGUCCGAUGACGAAUCUGAUCUGCGACGCAUCGCAUCCUGUGGAGGAGUUUAAAAUCCUAUCAGACAAGUCAGUUUCGUUUGGAAAAGACAUUUCUAUCAAACACAAGGAUUACUACACUCAUGAAACCAAUUGGCACGCCGAUGACCUGUCAGCUGACCAAAGACCAGCAGUGAUCCUGGAUCAGGUCCCCACCCUCAGCGCCGUUCCUAUUUCUGAAGUGCCGGUUAUAUUGAUGCCAGAAACUGUGAAAGCCGUAUUGCCCGCUGCACCUGAGAUAUUUCUCCGCACUCCCUUCUAUCCAAUGGAAAGUUUGUUUCGUGAGCUGCAUAUGAUGGAAACUGAGCAUCGGGAGUCUCUUUGUAGUCAGGAGAUGAUGCACCGAGACAUAUUGGUUACGAUGCAGGAGUGGUACAGUCAUCUCCAUUAUGCCUCCACUAGUCUGAUCUCCGCAGCCCCUAUCUUCGCGCCGUCACCACCGAAGGAGCGAGAACAACUGCAGCCACAUUCACCGACGUGCCCCUUAGAUAGUUCACCUGUGUUGUCUACCGUGAUACGAGACCCAGUGACAAAGUUUAUAUUUGAAUGGCUCAAAUCAUUUAAUGAGAAGCGGAUGCAGCACACUGAGGGACAGCAUUUCGUGCAGCAACUUCACGCUUCUGUGGAUACGGCAGAGCACGGAGCUCACAUCCUGAGGGAAUCAGAGAAUAUCAGCUCUUUCUCUGCACAAAGAAAAGAAAGUGACACAAGCCUUUAUGAAUCUUCAUCGUCGAUGUCUUCGUCGUCCUCGUGGCUGACAUCGACCAACCCCAGCAGCUAUGACCCUGUUGGUGGUCAUCGCUUUCUUCAGGCAAAUCAACACCUGGUCCGUGUGCGGAAAACACUAAUACCACACGCGGUCGAUGAUGUUGGUAAAAGUUCUCAUCUCUAUUUACGUCGCCGCCGUCCAGUGCUGGAUGCUUCGUCUUCUGGAUCAUCUAAUCAGAGGAACCAACACGGUAGCAGCACUGACAGCCUCAACACAGCCACAGGUACGACAACACGAUACACUACAACGACGACGCGAGGAACCACCGCUACUAUCUUUUCGUUUAGUCGCUUCAGCGAUACAGAAGUCCAUCCUAGGGACUCUGAUCCGUCCCCUUGUUCACCUAGUGAUCUCUUAGUGGAUGUGAACGGUGAAACACAAGUCUCAUUGGAGAGCCCGCCGCCUCACAAGCCACAUUUGUCACUUUCUUCAUCCAUUCCAGAUCACUCCUUGCCACACUUUCCGUGGCUAGUUGAGUAA
This is a messenger RNA of Phytomonas sp. Hart1, 6385 nucleotides long. Lineage: Eukaryota; Euglenozoa; Kinetoplastea; Trypanosomatida; Trypanosomatidae. The record is from the annotation of a GenBank genome assembly.